AUGCCCGCCCCAACUGCUAUAAUACGGAAGCAUGAUGAGCAUCGCGUCGUUGAGAAUACUCCGCAACCUGACGCAGGCCAGGAUGAAGAUAUAAUGAUAGACACCCAUGAUGUGGAGCCGUCUGAAGCCAUGGUGCCUCUAGUUCCACAAGAAGAUACAGAAAUGCAGAUUGAUGAAGAGGGCCGCCCGCGGUACGCACCAGCUAAGCCAGAAGAAAGUCAAAUUCGCGUGGAAAAUCGAAAAGUCGCCAUUCCGCCCCACCGCAUGACCCCGCUGAAAGUAGCCUGGCCAAAGAUCUAUCCGCCGCUGGUCGAGCAUCUCAAGCUCCAGGUACGCAUGAACAUCAAGAAUAAAGCUGUUGAACUGCGUAACUCAAAAUUCACCACCGAUUCAGGUGCACUGCAGAAGGGCGAGGAUUUUGUGAAAGCCUUCUCUCUCGGUUUCGAUGUUGAUGAUGCUAUAGCCCUACUUCGUUUGGAUGAUCUUUACAUCGAGACUUUUGAAAUAAAAGACGUCAAGACAUUACAGGGUGAGCAUCUCGGGCGUGCUAUUGGAAGAAUAGCUGGGAAGGACGGCAAGACAAAAUAUGCCAUCGAGAACGCAAGCCGUACAAGGGUAGUUUUAGCAGACGCAAAAAUUCAUAUCCUCGGCGGAUUCAAGAACAUCCAUAUUGCAAGGGAGGCAAUUGUCAGUCUCAUAUUAGGCAGUCCGCCGGGGAAAGUAUACGGAAAUUUAAGGACGGUAGCCUCACGAAUGAAGGAGAGGUUUUAA
Blumeria graminis f. sp. triticale is the source of this 771-nucleotide messenger RNA. Lineage: Eukaryota; Fungi; Ascomycota; Leotiomycetes; Helotiales; Erysiphaceae. The record is from the annotation of a GenBank genome assembly.